ACCAUAAGAGUAGAGAUAUCAGUUUACUUUACCAAGAUAACUAGAAAUGGACAAGUAAUGAGGUUGACUGCGCCUUGAAUCGGAGGACUCAAAAAGAAUCUACCAGUGUAAGCACUGAUAUGCUGUGGUGGUGUGGCUGGUGCUUUUGCCCUCCCUGCUUGUCUGAGGAUGACAAAAUGGCAUUGUCUGUCAAUAGAGAGAUUGAUAGAAUGCUUAAACAACACAAAAGGACUGACAGGAGGGAGCUGAAACUCCUGCUUUUGGGAACGGGAGAGAGUGGAAAGAGUACAUUUAUUAAGCAGAUGAGAAUCAUCCAUGGAUCUGGUUUCUCAGAGCAAGAUCGUAAAAUUUACGCAAAGCUUAUACAUCAGAAUAUUGUAACCUGUGCGCAGUCCCUGGUGGGAGCUAUGGAGACCCUCAGAGUACCUUAUGUCUGGGAAGAAAAUAAGGUGAAUGGAAAAAUGAUCAGCGGCAUGGAUGUAUAUAGUAUACAGCAACUAGAAAGGCACCAAGCUUUAGCCAUCAAGAAAUUAUGGAGUGAUCCUGGAAUUCGUAAAUGUUACGAGAAGAGAAGAGAAUUCCAGCUUCUUGACUCAGCCAGCUAUUUUUUAACCAAUCUGGAGAGACUCACCCAGGAUUGUUAUCAGCCCACAAAUGAGGACAUUGUGAGGAUCCGGAUGCCAACUACAGGGAUCAAUGAGUAUUCUUUCAGAGUGGAGGGAAUUAAUCUUAGGCUGGUGGAUGUUGGCGGUCAGAAAUCUGAGAGAAAGAAGUGGAUCCAUUGCUUUGAGAAUGUGAAUUGUCUUAUCUACUUGGCUUCACUCAGUGAAUAUGACCAACAGCUAGAGGAGAACAGGCAAGAGAAUCGUAUGCGGGAGAGUUUGGCUCUUUUCAAGAGUAUAAUGGAGCUGCCCUGGUUUAGAAACACUGCCAUAAUUCUGUUCCUUAAUAAGACUGACUUGCUUUCUGAAAAAAUCGCCUUCUCUGACUUGGCUACAUACUUUCCCAAGUUCAAAGGUCCUCGCCAGGAUGCCAAAGCUGCUAAAGAUUUCAUUGGGGCAGCCUAUAGGGACAUUUUUGAAAAGACAAAAGUCCACGAUACUCUGGAAAAGGAAAAACUAAAAACAGAUCGUAUCCUAUAUCCUCAUGAGACCUGCGCCACAGAUACAGAAAACGUCCGUAAAGUCUUUAAUGACAUAAAACAUGAUGUACUCAGGAAGUUCCUAAUAGACCUUGGACUUGUAUGACAGACAUCCUCCAUUACUCUUCUCCUCUGCAUGAUAUGAACAAUGGUGAAUUGGUGAUAUCCAGUAUGCAAAGCCAAAGAGAACAUCUUUAUUAUAUCUACUGUUACCAAGUUGCAUUUAAUUUUAUGACAAAUAUCUUGGCACUUUACUGACAAAUGUGAAGCUCUUACUAAUGUGCAAUUCAAAAUGGCUUCCAUAUCGAUUUACUCUGCUAAUAGGAAAAGAAAGUAGCUGGCUAGCUGAACAUAUAGGCAUUUAUGGGUAUAUUAACCAUUGCAGGUAGUUGCUUACACAGGAUGUCCAGGAUGAGAAAAAAGGACCUGUCUCUCCAUGGCCUAUGUCUGGUGUUGGAGCAAAGAAAAACGAAUUGGUGAUUUUUAUGUUACACCCUAUGGACAGAAGUGGUUAUUUUUCUUAAAUAAAAAGGACCCUUUUUACUCAGUCUGGACAACCCUAUCAAAGUAUAGUCUUAUGAAACAUGUUUAAUAAUUUUACUAGGCAGUCAAGAAUUUCUGUAAGUUCUUUCAUUUGGAAUCGUUUUAUAUAAGACAACUUAGUCAAGCACCCAUGGCAGUCUUGUAGUUUUUUUUUAGGUUUCUUAUGCCUAAGUCUGCCAAUAGGACAUGAAUACACACUGAUUCCUUCGUGUCUUCUUCAGGAGUAGACUGAUCUGUAAUGCACAUUAUCAGCAUCUCUCUUCAACCCAGCUGUGGGACAGUGAGGAUAGCCUUGGGCAACCAAUUACAGCCCAGCUUUCAUUUUACCACAGCUCUAUAAAUUAUGAUUGGUUAUAGUCGGCAAAACUAGACAGUUUUUGUUUUAGACACUUUUGAUAAAUAUGUGGAAUGAACAAAUACAGUUUGCUGACCAGGUGGGUAGAUGUAUCCUGCCGCCAUGCAUGAACAUAUAGCACUGGGGGUUUCUUACCAUAUGUGCCAAACACAUUUACAAGUUUGCUAAAGUUAUACACUAUACAGAACUGAUGCUGGUUGAUGUUGAGGUUACGCAUUAUUGUUUGGUGACAUUGCUAACAAUUGUAUUUAUUGUCCUGUCAUUGCCCAUAGUAGUGUUAUUUCUAAAAGUCAUAGAGUAGCUUAUUUAAUUGUAUCUUUUUUUUAAUAUAAUUCGCUGUGUUAUAUUGUAUGUUAUUUUUU
This is a messenger RNA of Hyla sarda, 2401 nucleotides long. Its product is annotated as guanine nucleotide-binding protein subunit alpha-11-like. The transcript is spliced from 7 exons. Gene Ontology annotation, cellular component: heterotrimeric G-protein complex. Bases 120 to 1247 code for a protein of 375 amino acids. NCBI's taxonomy places the organism in Eukaryota, Metazoa, Chordata, Amphibia, Anura, Hylidae. Gene Ontology annotation, molecular function: G protein-coupled receptor binding; guanyl nucleotide binding; GTPase activity. Gene Ontology annotation, biological process: action potential; adenylate cyclase-modulating G protein-coupled receptor signaling pathway; phospholipase C-activating dopamine receptor signaling pathway. The record is from RefSeq and is a predicted model, not a curated record.